UGGGUUUACUCAAGGCUACUAAUGGUUUAGCUUAUUUGCAAUCCGAAUACUAUGGUAUAAAAGCUGAUGGAUUUUCAACAAUUAACAUCACAAUUCGUUUACCUCUUCAUUCGUUAAGAAGUCCAAAAAUCCAAAACUAUCAAAAUGUUCAAAUUGUUCUCAGUCUGCUUCUUGGCUCUCUUCGCUGUUGCUUUCGGUGCUGCUAAACCCGGUCUCUUGGCUGCUCCAUUGGCUUACUCUGCCCCAUUGGCAUACUCCGCUCCAUUGGCUGCUGCCCCUCUUGCUCAUGCUUAUGCCGCUCCAGUCGCUGCUGCUUACUCCGCUCCUCUGGCCUACACCGCCGGAUAUGCUGGUUACGUCGCACCCUACGCCAGCAGCUACAAUGCUCACUCGAUCGCCCACUCUGCCGCUUUCCCAGCUGCCUAUGCUGCUCCAGUAGUUGCCGCCCCAGCCCCAGUGGUCGCUGCCGCCCCAGCAGUCGCUGUAUUGAAGAAAUAGAGGACCAGUGACAAACUUUGUAUGAAUGGUAAUGGAAUGAACUGACCUAAUGCGAGUUGUAAUGAAAUAAAUAUGAAAAUCGAUAAAUACUAAA
Molecule: messenger RNA, 592 nt
Organism: Zeugodacus cucurbitae (melon fly)
Lineage: Eukaryota; Metazoa; Arthropoda; Insecta; Diptera; Tephritidae
Product: vitelline membrane protein Vm26Ab-like
Exons: 2
Coding region: 145-498 (117 amino acids)
Source: RefSeq, a predicted model, not a curated record